Molecule: messenger RNA, 1215 nt
Organism: Acanthamoeba castellanii str. Neff
Lineage: Eukaryota; Discosea; Longamoebia; Acanthamoebidae
Product: EGFlike domain containing protein
Exons: 5
Coding region: 1-1215 (404 amino acids)
Source: RefSeq, a predicted model, not a curated record
AUGUCACGAGCGGCUGUUGCUUCCAUCUUUCUACUCGUGCUCGCCCUUCAAGCCACUAUUUGCCUGUCCGAGUACCAAUAUGUUCUGAAAAAUGACUGUCCCGGCCAGUUCAAGUUCCUGGAGCAGACCCUCGUCAAGUCGAACUGCGAUGUGGUCUUUCCGGCGGAAGGCCUCACCUACACCAUUCCCACCGACGGCACCGGCGACCGCUCCGCCGCCCUCACCACGUCGGGCGAAUGUCGCGCGGUUUCGUUGUUCGAGGGUGGUCUCUCCGGCGACACGCUCUUCUUGGACAUCAGCAACAUCGACGGCUUCACCGCCGGCCUCGAUGUAACCGCGCACUACUCCAACGGCUCGUUCACGUGGACGCGCAACAUCCACUGCUGCUCGGACUGCGUCAACACCACCGAGUCGCCCAACUGCCAUGGCCAGGGCAACUACUGGUACCCGACCGAGGUGGCCGGCUACGGCACGGUGGGCUGGCCCUCGGCCCAGCUCCAGCAGCUCGUCGUCACCUUCUCCUGCCUCUCCGACGCCGACCUGCACGCCUGCGACGGCGUCGUGUGCCUCAACGACGGCGUGUGCAUGGGAGGCAUGCGGGGCCAGUGCCUGUGCCAGCCGGGCUGGGGCACGGCCAACUGCAGCGUCAAGCUCGACCACACGCCCUGCUUCGGCGUGGACUGCGGCUUCUACGGCGAGUGCGACACGGCGUCGGCCGAGGCCGGCGGCCGCAAGUGCAAAUGUAUGGCGGGCUACACGGGCGAGCUGUGCACAGUGCCGCCGGCCGACUCGCCGUGCAGAGGGGUCGAGUGCGGCCCGCACGGAAUCUGUAAGGGCGGCGUGUGCGAGUGCAGCGCCGGGUUCAAGGGCUGCGCGUGCGACGUGGCGCCCAACUGCAGCUUCGUGGCCGACGCCGACUACGCGGGCUUCGAUCUGCCGGCGAGCUCCGGCGGCGGCGGCGUGGCGUCGAGCUCGGCGCAGGAGUGCUGCGCAAAGUGCCGGCAGGCCAAGGGGUGUCAGGGGUUCACCCAGUCGGGCGGCCGGUGCUAUCUCAAGUCGUCGACGGACCAGGGCACCAGCUCUGCGCCGGGCCAGACCGCCGGCUCCCUCCCCAACACCGUGACCCUCGCGCCCGAGAGCUGCCUGGGCACGUACGGAGGCGCGGCCGGCUUGGUGUCGCCGCUGGGCCAGCUCCUCGCGCAGCUGGGCCUCUAA